CUGUGAUUCUAUGCUUCAGAAAAGUGUUUCAAGUUUUGGAAGUGUUCCAAAUAGAUGGACCUCAUGAUAUUUCUGCCAUGUGUUCCGAGUUACCUUUCCUUGCAGCCUCACAGUUAAUUGCUGCUUGGUUCCUGAAGCAUUACUACGCAAACCAAAGGGAAGAUUGCUAAAAAAUAGAAGUAGAAAAAAGAUGCCUCUACUUGUAUGCCUGCCCUUCCACCAAAACAACAGGUCUUAGCUUCUGUCGAGGAGGAUUUCAUUUCAUGUGUAUUGAUCAAGUCUUUGCAAAGGCCCAGAUGGGCUCAUUGAGCAUAAAAUCAAAACUUCAGCUUAUGACUUAAGAAUUGCAAGUUUGCAUCUGUUUCAGCUUCCUAGCAUCAGAGCAUAGAUGUGUGCUUGCUUUAGGAAUAACAGCAAACCAGAUUUCUGCAUGGGUGACACACUUAAUUAAAGAGAAGGUGUGAGAUGAAAAGUAAUUUGCAACGCCUGUCCCAACAAAAAAUGUUCUUGUACAGGGCCACGAUGCGUGUUGGCAAUCUGUGGUGUCAAGAAGAAGAAACAGAAGGAAGUGUUGUGUCGUUCGAGGUGGCUGGCUCCAGCAUCCCUCCAUCCACCCAUCCAUCCCUGCAGGAGGCGGGCGAUGGGCUCUGUGUCGCAGCACCCCUGUGCUGUGCCCUGUGCCGCCACAACAGCACGGCAGUUGCUGUAGUGUGGAGGAAAAUGGAUGAUGAUGAUGAUGACGUUCCCCAGCUUUCAUCCCAUACAUUGGCUGCCCUCCAGGAGUUCUAUUUGGAACAGCAGCAGAGAGAGGGCAUGAAGACCUCCCAAGGGUUUAAUCAAUAUUCUGUUGGCUCCAUAGAAGAAGACUGGCAACUGAGCCAGUUUUGGUACAGUGAAGAGACUGCAUCGUGCCUGGCUAGUGAAGCGAUUGUGGCAGCAGGAAAAGGUGGCAGGAUAGCCUGUGUCAGUGCACCCAGUGUGUACCAGAAGCUGAAAGAACAGGAUGGCACAGAUUUCUCCGUGUGUAUCCUGGAGUAUGACAGAAGGUUUUCUGUGUAUGGAGAAGAAUUUAUCUUCUAUGAUUACAACAACCCUUUGAACUUACCUGAACAUCUCCUGCCGCACAGUUUUGACAUUGUAGUAGCAGAUCCACCCUAUCUGUCCGAGGAGUGUCUUCAAAAAACUGCAGAGACCAUCAAAUACUUAACAAAGGGAAAGAUUCUGCUUUGCACAGGUGCAAUCAUGGAGGAACAGGCAGCAAAGCAUCUUGGUGUGAAGAUAUGCAAGUUUAUUCCAAAACACUCUCGAAAUCUAGCUAAUGAAUUUCGAUGUUAUGUGAACUAUGCUUCUGGACUGGACUGAUUCUUGGGAGAAGAUCUGGAACUUUCUCAGAAGAUCUUUUUCAAUCAAGUUACUUUGUAUUUUUUUUCAGUGACUCCACAAUGCUGAAACGUUCCACUCCACUCCAAGCAGUAUUUUCUGGGCUAGAAGUAAUCAACACAGGAUGAUAGUGUUUCUCUUUUAAAUGUGUAAGCAUUUGCAAGCAUUGUUUACCUUGCUUGUUAGGUAAGUGGGGACACAAACAGUGCAGGUUCUGCAUAAUGGAAACCUCUUUGUUAGAGUUCCAUUCCAACCAGUAGUUUUUACCGUUGGAGUACUUUUCUGUGAUCUCUCUGAAAUGAUUUUAGCUGGUUGGCCUCUAACACCACGUAGGUGCUUGCCUGACAGACAUCAGAACUGUCAGCUGUGUCAGAACUGAUGACUUGGGAGCUAGCGGAUGAUUGAAAGAGCAUGAAUAUUGGUCUCACCUUUCAGAGCUGUUUGUUCUGAACAUGAUGUGUUCAGAUUCAUUACCCAGCAGGCUGAUAUUUUUAUAAAGAAUAACUAAAGAGAAAACAUAUCUCCUUAUGGGUAGGUCUCUCCAGUUGCUUUUUAUAAUAAUCAAAGAUUUGCCAACUAAGAUAAGACCUAUUAUCUAUUGUUGUCACCAGAGUGGCUUUAAAAAAAAAUAAAUGCAGUGGUUGUUUCACCUUUUAUAAAGGUUUUUCAAAAAUCCAGACUUUGUUUUUGUAGACGAUGAGAUCUAUUUUGUCAUCAGUUGUCACCAUGUAAACUUGUGUAUGUGUGUCAUGCUUGAAAAAAGUCAUGUUAAACAUCUCUUUGCAGCAGUACAGUGCAUUUAUUUUGCAAUACAGAAUAAACAUGAGCAACAAAAACUGAUUAACUUGAAAAACAAAGGAAUACCCAACUAGACUUUUGUAUUCACUAGCUAAGCUUAUCUCUAAAUGUUGUUAUAAACCUCACGUCUCCUUGAGAAAAUCACAGUAAGGAUUCACCCCCUAGACAGAGCUUUACUUUCAUUAAGAAUCCUACAUGUAAGUCAGGUAAAAUCAGCCUAAAAUAUGAAGUAAUUAAUAAAAAUGCCAUACAUCAGCCAGUUGUCGAAAUUAGUGCUUCAGACCAUGUCCAUGGAUUCUCUUUGAAUUACUCCUAUUGCUGGCUAGGAAUUACUGCUUGUGUAGUGGCAUGACUCACAUAUGUGCAUUAAAUCUUGAAUCGCCGUGGAUCUGAUUAAAUACGGUGCCUGCAUUUUCAUCGAUUUCAAUAUCAACUUAAAGAUAACUUACAGAUAUAUCAAGAUUAUAGCUCCAAGAACAGGUCUUUUUUUCCUGAAUGCUGAUUUUCAUCUUGGUCUUCUGUCCCACAGACAGAAGUGUUAGGAGUAGAACAGAAAUUGUUGGAUCUUAAAAAGCUGACGAGGUAUAACGUUUGGUAAUGAACUUCUCUUGUUUCUAACAGGCAAAUGUUAAAUUCUAUAUAAAAGAGUUUUCAAGCUGUA
This is a messenger RNA of Meleagris gallopavo (turkey), 2839 nucleotides long. NCBI's taxonomy places the organism in Eukaryota, Metazoa, Chordata, Aves, Galliformes, Phasianidae. The record is from RefSeq and is a predicted model, not a curated record.